Messenger RNA from Lepisosteus oculatus (spotted gar), 618 nucleotides. Lineage: Eukaryota; Metazoa; Chordata; Actinopteri; Semionotiformes; Lepisosteidae. The record is from RefSeq and is a predicted model, not a curated record.
AUGAGUCCCAAUAUCACUCUUCACUAUGAAUUCAUCAUUGUGGGACUGCCAACCCUACAGGAACAGGACAUUGCACUCAUAUUCCUCAUCCUCUUCCUGGCCACAUUCCUGAGUAAUCUGCUCAUCGUGACAUUAAUAUCCCUGGACCACCGACUCCACGUGCCCAUGUACUUCUUUCUGUUGAAUUUGGCUGUCAUAGACAUAUUAAUCUCAAUAUCCAUUAUACCCAAGAUGCUAGAAAGUCUUUUAGGUCAUAAAACCAUCUCCUUCUUAGGUUGCUUUGCACAAAUGUACUUUCUCAUCUCAUUUACAGCUAUUGAAGCAUUUCUUGUUGCAGCAAUGGCUUAUGACUGAUAUGUUGCUGUAGUGAAACCACUGCAUUACAGCAACUUAAUUAAUACCAAGGCCUGUAUUACAAUGAUGUUCACAGCCUGGGUGCUGGGCUUCCUAGUGGAAAGGAUUCCUCCUGAUGGACGCAUCAUCAUUGGUGGAUUUUAUUAUCUCAUUACCCCUUCGCUGCAUCCUAUAAUUUACAGCUUAAGAAAUGAAAAAAUCAAAGCAGCUUUUCAAAGGUACAUUAAACUAAAAGCACUGUCAUGCCAAGUCAACAAGCCAUAG